AUGGCAAUCAGCCUGGGCCUGCCCUUGCCCUGUCAGUGGUGUGUGCUGUGGCAGCAAAGAGAGCGAGGUGAACUCAGUGGGGCUGCCAGAGCAAGCUGGGGUUAUAAAAUAAACCCAAACCUCUCAGCAGGGAGAGCCAGGAAACGGAAAAGUGCCUUUGGAAGCGGAGCAGAGUUUCAGGAAGCAGCUCUGCGCCUUCUGGAUCACCAUCAGAACCUGAAUGACUUCCUCCUGGAGGUGCAAGAUUCAGUCAAGCCAGCUGGAAAGGAUGGCACAGAGCACCAGGAAGGAUCAUCAGAAUCAUUUUUAGUCUCUGUUCUGCAGGAACAGGCCUCCAGGUUGGGUGUGCCUACAUCAAUCCUGGCAGCCAAAAAUGCUGUUACCAACAUGGAGCGGAUCUGUCGGGCUUCUGUGAGCCCCACUCCUCCAGUCCCACUGCUGAACUUGGACCAGAGAAAGAGGUUGUCUUGCUUGCUUCAAACAAUCAAGGAUUUGCUGGCGAACAAUGUCUUCUGUCGCUCUCUCUUCUGUCAAGAAAUGUGGAAAAUGAAGGACCCUCCAGUGCUGGAAGCUGUGUGGCACCUGCACAGAGGCGACAUCGUUGGCCUGGGAGAGCUGCUGGAGAGCAACCCGUCCGCCCCUGCUGCAAUGGAGUGGCUGUGCAGUGGCCUCUGUGGCCUCUGUGAGCAGGCAGUGGAGUCCUCCGGGGACAUGGAGCUUGCUGGGCACGUUCUCUCAGACUUUGCGAUUGUGUUUCUUCAGAAUGGCUUUCAGCAAAAUUUGGAGCUGGGAAUGAAGUUGGAAUUCAAGAAGGUCCCCAAUAUCUGUCAUGCUGUCUUACAAAGAAUGUUGACAUGGGUGCUUGAUGCUGUUGGUAAAGAGAAGCAUGAAGAUGCUUCCACAUUGCAAGCUAGGAGGUUCUGGCUGAAUGUGUUCAGUGUGUCACUUUAUAACAGUGCGGUUCAUCCGGAUUCCUUGCAGCAGUUUUUUAGACACACCCUGACCGAGGUUCUUACCUACAACCCAUUGCUGAAAGUGUCUGAUGCCAUCCGCAUGCAGAAAGAGUGGAGCUUUACAAGAACCUGUUCGCUGCUCACUACCUUGUAUCGCAAACUGUUCGUGGCAUUCAGUGCAAAGGAGUCAAUCUGCCAGCUGCAGCAAGUGCUGGAGACUCAUGAAGUGAACUGGCAGCACGUCCUGUCCUGUGUUUCCACGCUGUCUGUCUGUCAUGCUGAAGCUGAACAGCUCUUCAAAGAUCUACUGAGCCAUCUCCUGAUAAAGGCCUUUGGGAAUUACGACAUGGAAAAUAUGAUCACAGCAUUCCUGAUAGCUCGGCAGGCUGCUCUAGAAGGCCCUGCUGUGUUUAUGCCUUACUCUGAAUGGUUUAAGGCUGCCUUUGGGAAUGCUGGUGGUCACCACGGGAGCAGUAAGAAAGCUCUGGUCUUUCUCUUUGAGUUUUUGUCAGAGCUGGUGCCCUUUGAAGCAGCGCCAUACUUGAAGGUCCAUAUAAUGUACCCACCUUUUGUGCCAGCGAAACAUCGGUCUAUUCUCUUGGAGUACAUCACUCUAGCUAAAACCAGACUGGCUGACCUCAAGGUUGCUAUAGAAGAUAUGGGGCUCUAUGAAGAUUUGUCAUCCACAGAUGAGUCUGUGCAGCCCCAGGGCCAGGCACUUCGUGAUGUUGAAAAGGCCCUUCAGAUAUUUGAAAACACAAGGAAGAUCCCAACAUCUGUGAUAGAAGCCAGUAUUUUCAGGCGACCAUAUUAUACUUCCUGGUUCCUUCCUGCUUUGCUCAGGCCGUAUGUGCUCCCUAAAACCCCAGAUGUGCGCAUGGCUUUUAUAGAUUCUUUAAAGAGAGCUGAUAAAAUACCCUCUAACUUGUACUCCAAAUACAUGCAAGCCUGUCGCUCUAUGAAAGAGAAACUGUUACAAGAUGGAUUGCAAGUAGGGCCCAGCCAUUCCAAAGAGCCUGUGGAGCAGCUGAAGGCUGACCUGGCUGAACUAAGGAUGCUGAUUGUGGAGCAGGCUAAUCAUGAAGGCAUGCGGGAAG
This is a messenger RNA of Nestor notabilis (Kea), 2050 nucleotides long. RefSeq names its product Fanconi anemia group A protein-like. The record is from RefSeq and is a predicted model, not a curated record. Gene Ontology annotation, biological process: interstrand cross-link repair; regulation of regulatory T cell differentiation. The annotation marks the transcript as partial. Gene Ontology annotation, cellular component: Fanconi anaemia nuclear complex. The transcript is spliced from 21 exons. Lineage: Eukaryota; Metazoa; Chordata; Aves; Psittaciformes; Psittacidae.